AUGAGUUGUUCUUCUGAGCAGUGCUCAUGCUCUUGGGAUAUAGGCCAGCAGAGGAUCUAUGGUAUCACAGUGACUGUGGAAAACCCACUGGGAAAGAAAACUGCCACGGAUGUUUUUGAUGUAACUCACAGAAUUUAUCCCGCUGCACCCUUCCAGCUGUCAGAAGACUGCACAGAUACAGAAAUCACAUUAUAUUGGAAACAUCGAAACAAAGGAAUUGAACACUUUUGUCAGACUGAAGUGCUGCAACCUGAUGGGAAAGUAGAACUGCAUAACAGUUCAGACACACAUCUCCAUUAUGGCAGCAUCACCCUGGGUGAACUGCAGCCAUACACUGAAUACACAGCCAGAGUACACUGUGGGGUAGCUAAGCAUUUCUGGAGGUGGAGUGAAUGGAGCGAAGCCCGAACCAUCAGAACAAACGAAGCAACUCCAUCAGGGAAACUGGACAUCUGGAGAGAAAUUACACCAGUUCUGGGGGGGCGGAAUGUGACCUUGUUCUGGAAGCAAACACCAAGUUUUCGAGCAAAUGGAGGAAGUAUUUCAUAUGAAGUAACAUGGGAAAAAGUAGAAGAUGGCUCUAAGCCUGAAAGCAUCUCCUUUUCAUCAGUCUACAAUAGCACAAGGAUUUCCAUUGAUAACCAUUCCUACAGAAUCAGUAUUAUGGCAAAGAACAGUGUUAAUUAUUCACUUCCUUCAGUAUUGAUCAUCCCUAGAGCUACAGGUAACAGCACUGAAGAGCUUAAAGAAGAACAGGUUAAUGGUACAGAUGAUGGCAUUUUUAUUUCUUGGGAGCCCAGAUAUAUAUAUGACAGUUACAUUAUCGAUUGGUGUAACUUUCCGAUGUUGCAGCCUUGUGAUUUGCAAUGGAGGAGAUUUGGGCCCAACAGUUCCAGUGCUCUGAUCAACUCAGCUGCUUUUGUUCCGGGGCUGAGAUACAACUUCCAUGUGUAUGGAUCUGUUGCUAAUAGAGCCUCCUUACUGGAGAAGAAGACUGGUUAUCUCAGGGAGCUACCUCCUCUGCUUGACCCUAUUGUGGAAAAAGUUGAACUGACUUUCAAUGCAGUAACACUGUCUUGGGAUUCUUAUCCCACAAAUGAAUCACAGUCUGGUUUUCUAAGAGGCUACCAUGUUUAUGUGUCACCUAUACAAGAGGUCUGCAGUUUGAAAGGAUCCAAAAAACAUAUUCUUCCAGAUGAUUCCGUGCUAUGUAAAUACACAAUUGAAAACCCAGAAGAAAAGAGAUACACCGUGAAACACCUGUCCUCAAACACAAAAUACAAACUAGUGGUUAAGGCAUAUACAGGUGGAGGAGAGACUCCUAUUGUUAACUUUAUUUACAUAGAUACACCAUUUAACUCAAACAUGCUGUACCUUCUAGUCCUGCUAGUGAUAGUUCCAUCGCUAGUAGCAGCUAUAUGCCGCUGGAAGAUGAAGUGGGUGAAGGAGUGCUGCUGUCCUGUUAUACCUAGUCCUAACAAGAGCAAAGUGCUGUCAUUGAAAGAGCUUAAGAAAGGUUCUGAGAAAGUAUUGAAAAUAAGUGACUGCAUUCCUGACAUACUAGCAGUGGACAGUAAGGCUGAAGUCCAGAAAUUACAUCCAUGGAGCCAGCUGUCUUCAAUGCCAACAGAAGAUAAGAUUGAUGGUCACAAUUCUUCCUGGAUAUACCCUAACAAAAAUGAAGAGAGAGACUUUACAACCACACCUACACCUCAGACUCAUACUUGGUUUGAAAAUUUUGCUUAUUCUUCUCAUCCUGCAGUUGAACCUGAUCCCUAUCAAAUACCGGAGACACUGGAAGCAAGCAAGCCAGAACUGUCAGUAGUGCUAUACCAACCACACUAUUACUUUGGUAUUUUUAAUGAAAAUGCUGCCUCAACAUCCAGAGAAACAACUGGCAGAAAGACCAGUCUGAGAUGUAUUUCACAAACAGAUGUGCACUGCCUAGGGAGGAGGCUUUGA
Molecule: messenger RNA, 1962 nt
Organism: Cariama cristata (Red-legged seriema)
Lineage: Eukaryota; Metazoa; Chordata; Aves; Cariamiformes; Cariamidae
Product: oncostatin-M-specific receptor subunit beta-like
Exons: 12
Coding region: 1-1962 (653 amino acids)
Cellular component (GO): membrane
Molecular function (GO): cytokine receptor activity; protein binding
Source: RefSeq, a predicted model, not a curated record